Gryllus bimaculatus (two-spotted cricket) is the source of this 1134-nucleotide messenger RNA. NCBI's taxonomy places the organism in Eukaryota, Metazoa, Arthropoda, Insecta, Orthoptera, Gryllidae. The record is from the annotation of a GenBank genome assembly.
AUGGCUACUUAUGGUAAUGUUCCUCACAAAGAUGAACAACAUAUGUAUAGUAAUAUUGGUGCUCGUGGUAGUGAAGUGGAAAAUACUUAUAGCAAUGUGGGAGCAUUCGGUGAAAACAACGGAGCUCUGGAAGAUUUACCUCCUCCUCCGUUGGAACCAGUUGAUUACGGGCAAUGUUGUCAGUCAAAUUUUCCUCCCCCUCCUGAAGACCUACCACCUCCACCGUCACCUGUCAGCUCAAGUUAUUCAGAACUACGCCGAGCCACCUACCAACAAGAUUAUGGGCUCCUAGGUCGUUCAUCCCAAAGUUCAACAUAUGAAUCAAUUUAUGAACCAAUUAAUCCAAGACCGCACAGUCAAAUGUCAUCUCAGUCAAAUUACUCAUUAUAUGCACCGUAUGUUAGUGGUACACACAAUAAAAGCGGAGCAGAAACAAUGCCUUCAAGUGGUAUGGGUAAAGAAGCUGAAGUUGAUGCAUUAACUGAUUUACUUGUUCAGUCUAUGGAUGGAUCUGGGGAUUCAGAAAUUUAUGGAACAUGUGUUGCCUGUGGUCAAAAAGUGAUAGGUGAAGGAUCUGGUUGUACUGCAAUGCAUCGUGUUUACCAUAUAAAGUGCUUUACCUGCCAACAUUGUGCCAUCCAAUUGCAAGGUAAACCUUUCUAUGCUUUGGAUGGGAAACCAUAUUGUGAAGAAGAUUAUCUCAACACACUAGAAAAAUGCUCUGUUUGCAUGAAGCCAAUUUUAGAUCGAAUUCUCCGUGCUACAGGAAAACCAUACCAUCCUCAAUGUUUCUGUUGCGUUGUAUGUGGAAAGAGUCUAGAUGGUAUUCCUUUUACCGUUGAUGCUGCUAAUCAAAUCCAUUGUAUUGAAGAUUUUCAUAGAAAAUUUGCUCCACGAUGUUGUGUGUGCAAAUUGCCCAUUAUGCCUGAGCCGGGCCAAGAUGAAACUGUACGUGUGGUUGCUUUAGAUCGAAGCUUUCAUAUUCAUUGUUAUAAAUGUGAGGAUUGUGGUACCCUUCUUUCAUCAGAAGCAGAAGGUCGUGGCUGCUAUCCUCUGGAUGAUCAUGUACUGUGCAAGAGCUGUAAUGCUAAACGUGUUCAGGUACUUACUUCACAUAUGACAACUGAAUUGUGA